Messenger RNA from Ruditapes philippinarum (Manila clam), 741 nucleotides. Its product is annotated as MAM domain-containing glycosylphosphatidylinositol anchor protein 1-like. The transcript is spliced from 6 exons. The record is from RefSeq and is a predicted model, not a curated record. Bases 79 to 741 code for a protein of 220 amino acids. Lineage: Eukaryota; Metazoa; Mollusca; Bivalvia; Venerida; Veneridae. Gene Ontology annotation, cellular component: membrane.
GUUCAGAUAAAAUAAUUGUUACAAAACUCUUGAUAGCAAAUGGAAGAUAAGGUGUCGUUCUAAAUUAAGGAUAGAGUAAUGAAAUUCGGAUAUGAAUUGUUUGCAUAUCUUUAUGCUGUCGUUUCAGUCUUGGCACCGUGCUCGGUGAAAAGUGCAGACCACUCUUCUCUGGCCGAGGUUGAUAAUCUAGUAAAAUGUAGUUUUGAUAAUGAUAUAUGCAAUUGGCGCCAAUCUACUGGUGACGAUUUUGAUUGGACAUUGUUAAGUGGAAACACGCCCACUACUAAUACUGGACCGCCUACAGAUCAUACGUAUAGGAACUCCUCUGGAAAGUACAUAUUCAUCGAGACAUCAGCACCAAGGCAAUUGAACGAGAAAGCAACACUUAUCAGUCCGCUGAUAGAUACGUGGAACAAUAACUAUAUGUGUUUUAGCAUGUGGUUUUAUGCAUACGGUUCCAAUAUUGGUAAUUUACAAAUUGUUCGGAAACAAUCUCAGUAUGAGAAUAAAACAGAAACAUUAUGGACAAAUAAUUUCCAGGGACCUUCAUGGCAGCACACAUCUGUGACAAUUUUGCCGACAGGCCCUUUUCAGAUUAUAAUAGAAGGAACUGUUGGAGACGGUUACCUUGGAGAUAUAGCAGUUGACGAUGUUGAAAUAACCGAAGGAAAUUGCACUGCUAAACUCGUAAGGAUUAUAUGUAUUGCAAUGGUAUUAAUGUGUAAUUAUAUAGUUUUAUAG